CGGGAGCGGGCAGCAGCGGAGGCGGGAAGCCGUGCGGCGACGGGGAGCGAGCCCGACGGGACCCACCAUGGCCGAGACGAAGGAUGCACAUGAGGAGCAUGACUCAGCAACCGACAAUGCAGAUGAUUCUAACCACGACCCGCAGUUUGAGCCCAUCGUUUCUCUUCCUGAGCAAGAGAUCAGAACUCUGGAGGAAGAUGAGGAAGAACUUUUCAAGAUGCGAGCAAAACUUUUCCGAUUUGCGUCAGAAAAUGACCUCCCAGAAUGGAAAGAACGUGGCACUGGGGACGUAAAACUCCUGAAGCACAGAGAGAGGGGGACCAUCCGCCUCUUAAUGAGGAGAGAUAAAACUCUAAAAAUCUGUGCUAAUCAUUACAUCACACCUUUAAUGGAGUUGAAGCCCAACGCUGGGAGUGACCGGGCCUGGGUGUGGAAUACACACGCUGAUUUUGCAGAUGAGAGUCCUAAACCAGAACUUCUGGCAAUUCGGUUUUUAAAUGCAGAAAACGCACAGAAAUUCAAAGUGAAAUUUGAAGAAUGUAAGAAUGAAGUUGAUAACAAGGGAAAGAAAGCAGAAACAGACAAAAACGGUAGCGCUGAUAAAAUUGCUGAAAAACUAGAAGACCUUUCUGUAAAGGACGAGUGCAAAGCAUCGGAGAAGAAAGAAGACAAGGAAAAGACCGAAGAGAAGCAAUAAAUCAUUUUGGGCCUUGUGUUUUUCCUUUUUUUUUCUUAUUUUUUUUUCUUAAUUUUUACAAGGGACUUUAUAAAGAACUGUAUUCUGAUUUUUUUUUUCUAAGCUUUUGCCCUUUUGGGAAAAAAAAAAAAGAUCCAUUCCCCAGUCAUGAAAAUGUACUGUGCUAAAACUUUCUUUUCCAUAGUGGAAAUACUUAUUUAUAGUGUUCCAGGAGAGAAUAAAUAAAGCUUUGGAAACGGUGUGAAAAGGACAGGGUUUUCUAUAUAUACACUUUGUGUGGCUGUCCUUGUUACCUUGGGUUAUAUGUCUGGGUGCGUAUUUUAGGUGAGGUAUAGUGUAACUGAAUUCUACCAAUAGGGGGGAAAAAAGAGAACAAAUAACGAAGAUGUUUCUGAUGCAUUGUGGCUGAAUGUUGUAAUGACUGGAAGAAGAAAUUUUAUGCUAAGAUUCCUUUUCUUAUAACUGAGGUUUGAGUGACCUUGAGUGUUCUUGUGCAGAUUUAUUAGCCCCCUUAGAAUCUAAUGUCAUCCCACAAAGGCCUGUGAUGUAUUUCAAAAUAUUGUGGUUUCUUUUGAUCGACAGCAGCGAUCCAGAAAAAUUGUUCCAGUUAUUAGCAAAAGUGGGAGGUGUCCAGCGAAUGCAAUUUAAAAAAAAAAACACGGUUUCAAUGGCCUUUUUUUUUCUGUAGAGCAGAAUCCUUCCUUGCAAAUCUGGACAGGCUCUUCUGUGUAAACAGAACAAAAAUCCAGUUCCUUCUGUAAAAAUUUUCAAUAUAAACUCUCCAUGUAGGUAUGAAGGCAAAUAAUAUUUUCUGUUGCUUUGCUGUCUCGAUUAUAGCUUUUUCAUAGCGUGUUCUGGGGAAACGGGAGGAGGGCGGGAAUUUCACUGUUGUUGUUUUUUUAAAGAUAACUUUUGGGUUGUGACAAAAAUCACCUUUCUUAACACCGCCCAGGAAAAAGCACUGAUGUCUGAAUUUGCGUCCGAUAGUCGAGGACGAGGUUCCCCCAUUUAACAAUAAACUUUUGGGUAACAAAGGUGUCAUUGUGGGCUCCCUCCUCAUUGUCACUUGACCCUUGGAAGAUUAUCCUGUUAAGAUUCCUAGGACGUCCUUAAUCUUCACCAGAGAGACCAAAAAUGUUUAUAUGAUGAGCUUCUGCAUCCAUAACCACGGGCUAUGCUCAUCCGAUCGCGUAUGUUGUCGCUUUCCAUCGUCAUGGCAAAAUGGAUUAUAACUGGUCUUCAGAAAGAGAUUUUUUAAAAAAAUAUAACUCAGGCUUUCUCAGAGUGUGUAUAUUCUGCAAUAUGUACUCCCUCUUUAACUCAUUUCUCUUGACUGUACAAACCUCCCCAAAAGUAACACAGGUUGUCUGUCCUGCAUAGAAAUUGAGAACGCCUAGCCUAGUUUCUUUAGAGUCAAGUUCUCCAUGUCAGCUUAUUCUGCUGUUUCUCAAUCUCAGCCACUUUUUAAGAUGUGUGGACCUCAACUCCCAGAAUCUCCCAGCCAGCUUAGCUGGGAGAUUGAAGUCCACACGUCUUCAGGCUGCCAAGGUUGACAAACAUCGGCUUACACACUUGAGAGCGUGGCUAUACAACAUUCCUUUUCUCUUGCUUGAAAAAAUGUGCACAGUAGACUUGUUAUUACUUUAAUUAAAAGCUUUUGUUCAAUUAACAGCAGAACUGUUUGAACUCACCCUUGACCUCUUAAUGAAAAUUUUAAGUAUUUCCUUGCUAUUCUCUCUCUCUCCCUUCCUCCCUCCCCACGAUCAUCAUUACAUUUUUAUGGAUGUAUACGUUUCUUCCUGUAGUGUUGGUUUUUUGCGUCAUUAUAUCUUGACUAAGGCAUGACUGCAAGUAGGGAGAUGCAGAAAUACCUCAACCAGUCCCAAGGACCUGUCACUAUAUCCCUCAGUAAGGUAAAAGGGCAUUGAAAGCUUAUUUUCAGAUUGAAAUCACUAUGAAUGAUUUAUCAAAAAAGAGGCACUGUUCACCCAUCUAACUUUGAAAUAAAUUUAAGCUUCAUCUUUUCGUUUUGCUUAAUUCUUGUAAGAGGGGGUACGAUUGGUGUGCUGUGAUUUUGGUUCUUAGAACCGUCGAUCUCUAUGGUCUCAGGAUAACUUGUGUAUAAUGGAUUGCCUCUGCCCUUUGAGCUAUUUAACAACUUGGUUUCUGUAUUGUAAUUUCUGGGACAUAAAAAAGCGAAUGAUGUGUGAAGGGAAGAGCAUCUGUGGAAUGUGCCUCUCGAGUACAGCUCCUCAUCUGUCACUUGGGUUUGGGAGGGGGGGGACAGGGAGAGGAAGGGAACAAUUGCAUUGUUGUUGCUGUGUGUAAAUGUACUAUGCAGGUUGCCUGUUCUGUUCGCUCCCUUUGUAAAAUGCAACGCUUGUGUGUGCUUUUUCCGAAGCCUCUUCCCAUGGCAAAUUUUUUUAUGGUGGAAACCUGUUCAGCAACAGAAACGAAGCCAUACCGACAGGAUUUAUAUAGUGUUUGUUUAACUUUAUAUAUUAAAACAAAAUAAUGUAUCAACGAUGCUGUGUAAAAGAAACAGGAGCAUAAAGUAAGAUACCACAAAA
Messenger RNA from Protobothrops mucrosquamatus (brown spotted pit viper), 3267 nucleotides. It is a transcript of the gene RANBP1, whose product is annotated as RAN binding protein 1. Lineage: Eukaryota; Metazoa; Chordata; Lepidosauria; Squamata; Viperidae. The coding region runs from base 68 to 697 and encodes 209 amino acids. Gene Ontology annotation, biological process: nucleocytoplasmic transport; positive regulation of mitotic centrosome separation. The record is from RefSeq and is a predicted model, not a curated record. Gene Ontology annotation, cellular component: cytoplasm; centrosome; nuclear pore. The transcript is spliced from 6 exons. Gene Ontology annotation, molecular function: GTPase activator activity.